Molecule: messenger RNA, 1377 nt
Organism: Mizuhopecten yessoensis (Yesso scallop)
Lineage: Eukaryota; Metazoa; Mollusca; Bivalvia; Pectinida; Pectinidae
Exons: 3
Coding region: 763-1371 (202 amino acids)
Source: RefSeq, a predicted model, not a curated record
ACUGUAAAGCCCCACCUGAAGCGCCACCUGGAAGUGCAAAAAAGCAGAAAGGGACAAGACAUGAAAAACAUGGACGGUUUGUGGAGAACUGACUGGUCAUCACAACCCAGCUUUUGAGUCCUGCAUUUUGACUGGUCUAUGUUUUCUUGAUCAUCAAUUGGCCAUCACAGGCUUUUUCUCAUAAUGGCUGGCUAGCUAGUGACCUUCAGAAGCAGUGAGGAAAAUCAGAUGUGAUACAUACAGAAAAAGAGCAUGGUCAGAUGUACCCAACUGUUACUAGUGUAAAUAUUCUCACAAUCAGGUCAGGAAAGUAACAUUGUCAAGAGAUUUGGGUCUUAUACAGAGGCUAGAAAAUGGUUCUGAAUGUGCACUGAAAAGUGGCAGACACAGAGCAAGUCAAGUGUUUUCAAAAUGUGACAAAAUCAGGGCGAAUGAAAUUUCUGAAAAUGUGAAUAUUGCUUAUAAUGCCAGCCAACUAUAAUCAAAAUGAGAAAAAGAUGAGGCAGAAAAAGAUUUUUUUAUAAAAAGGUGAAUCCAAAGGGGCAAAAGAAGUGUUCUAGAAAGUUGGCUAAAGCAUUGAAAAUCAAGUGUACUCUAAAAGAUGCAUUAACGAAACAAGUCCGGUGUAGCCAAACGGUGAUUACAAAAUUUAAGAGUCAAGUCAAAUGUACUCAAAACAAGACAACAACAGAACAGGUCAAGCAUAGAAAAAAAACUGUGACUACUGUAAGGAAAGACAAUUGUACUCAAAACUGGACUCAAAUGGAACAGGCAGCAGCCAUUGAUUCACCCAGUUCGGCCCAAAGUGGUGAUAGUGCAGCUCAAAGUCCAAAGACAAUCAAUGUUCUUCCAAGGAGCCCACUAUUACAUAUCCCACAGAGUGUGGUACAGACCCUUAAGAUGGCUUCCAAAUACACUAUAAUUCCUGCAAAGGGACGGAUGAUUCUUCUCAACUCUCCUGUCUUGCUACACAGGGAUGCACUUGUGGAGGCCAGUCUGGAUGCUAUAAAACAGUCACAAGAGGCCGGAGUAGUGGACAUGACCGGUGACCAGGAGACGCCAGUGUUUGAAGUUAUUCAGGAACCAGAAAAGAAGAUUUCAGUUUACGGAGAUGACACUGUUGAGAAAACCAAUGAUAUUGAUGAUGUUAUUAAUGACAUGAAGUCUAAAUUACCAAAAUCAAAGGAUCCAAAAAUAAAACUGGUUUAUAAAUCAAUUUCUAAAUCUAAGUCACACAGCAGUGACACGUCAUCAUUUAAGUCACACAGCAGUGACACAGCAACAUCUAAGUCACACAUCAGUGACACAGCAACAUCUAAGUCACACAGCAGUGGAACGUCAACAUCUAAGUCACACAGCAGUGGCACGUGAACAUCU